UUAUUAGUGACAUUAUAUUUACAGAAAAAAUUGUGGUUCCAACAUUAAUUCGAGGCACGCAGAAGUGAAGCAACGAUAUGGCCAAAAGAAAAAGAGCGUAAAUGCGUGUUUCAUAAACAGUAACGUCCGUCAGUAACAACUUUCAACGCGAUGCCGAUGCUAAUCUCCAUCAUUCAAUCAUGCAAGAUACGAAGAGCCCAGCGACCUAUUAUAACAAUAGAUCUAGAGAUUAGGGUCGUGAUACGUGCGUAAGGUUGAGCGAUUAUCGCUUGCGGGCCCCAUACCCGGGGAUUGGCCGCCCAGGGUUACGUUUUUGCCUUGCUUGACCACUUAAAAUACCAGCCAGGUACUCACCCCUAACGAUUCAGGGGCGGAACAGUAGCUAGCUUCUACGUUGCGCAUGUACAGAGAGGCGGAACCAUCCCUGAUGGCGACGAAUUGCGGAUCCUUUCUGUGAGAAGGUAUGCGGUAACGAAGCACGUGAUAAGGAACAUCAACAGACCUGACGGAAAGUUAUGACGAGAAAGAAGUUACGUCGCGAAGAAGUCGAAAUUCCUUUUAAACACUUAAUGGCGUCUCUAAACAUAUAACUAAUAUUUCUCAAUAUUUCUAAAUUAUUAUUGAAUUUAUGGUCAGUGAAUACGGGAACAACUAAUUUUGUGAAACGUGGAAACAUCAAAAGAAAAGAAACUGAGUUUUAUUUUACAAUUAAUCAGAAAUUAUACAGAUUGAAGAGAUCAAGAAGAGGUUGUAAAUUUAACAUUUGUGGAUGAUAAGUGAAGAACAUCUGAUGAACGCGAUAAAUUAGGAAUGAGCUCUCACGCGCAUGCAAGGACAAUUUGUAGCGGAAGCGCAGUGUCAGGCGCGGUUUCUGCGUUGCAUUUCUUGAGAAGCUAUAGCCUGUUCGCGCCGACUUCAGAUCUGUGCAGAUACGAACCAUACAAUUCCAAAGACUACAACUUUAGAAAUAUCGACAUUUUAGAAAGUUCGAAUACACCGGAUACUGUAAUCGGCCGAACACCUUCACCGUUGUCAACGACGUUUUCACUUCCAGGGUCUUUGCUUCAACCACCCUUCGUAACUACUAUGCAACCUUUAAUACAAACCAUAAGUGUGCCCCCAGCAUUUUCAAAUAGCAAUACAAGUACUAUGAUAAAUCGUCAUUUUUUGGGGGCGAAUAACAUUGCAAGCGUACACAGACGGCCCAGAAGCGAAAAGAAACCCAUUCCAGAUGAUCAGAAGGACGAGAAAUAUUACGAAAGACGUAAACGUAAUAAUCAAGCUGCGAAAAAAUCUCGUGACGCCCGAAAAAUACGAGAAGAUAACAUUGCAUUACGCGCAACUAUUUUGGAGCAUGAAAAUGCAAUUUUGAGGGCACAAGUGAUAACGCUUCGAGAGGAAGCACAAUGUCUGCGGCACAUGUUAAUAAAACAGCAAGCACCACCACUACAAUCUAUCAAUCGUACAGUUUCUUCUAUGACACCUGUUACAUUAUCACCCCCUCAUUCUACAGCAACUUUAGAUUACCAGAUUUGAAAUAUGCCAUUAAUAAGAGGACGAUAAAGAUGUAAUUUCUCAUAAUCAAAGAAAUAACUUGGGAGGGUUACUUUGGCGAACGCAUCAUUCUCAAGGAAUGAUAUUACUUGUUUAGAUCUGUUGUGUUAUGAAGGUUUAAAUUUUAUUAAUGCCAUUAGUUUUAUUUACGACUAAUCAAUGCAUGUUAAAACAUGCAGUUUAAAACAUGCAGGUGAAAAGAUUUCACUCUUCAUAAAUUUAUUCAAAUGAGGCAAUGUAUUGUUUUAAUUUAACAAUUGUUGAGAGAAAUUUUUAAAUUUGAAUGCAAAGCAUUAACACAAAAUUAUAUUCACGAUUCUUUUUACGAGUAUCUUUCAAAGUGAAAAAGACCUAAUAUUGUUUCGCCAUUUCUUUUAGUCAUUUUUAGGAAUAUUAAUGUAAAUAGCAAUAAAUGUAUCAUUUUAUAA
Messenger RNA from Bombus impatiens (common eastern bumble bee), 1982 nucleotides. Its product is annotated as cell death specification protein 2. Bases 811 to 1536 code for a protein of 241 amino acids. The record is from RefSeq and is a predicted model, not a curated record. Gene Ontology annotation, molecular function: DNA-binding transcription factor activity, RNA polymerase II-specific; RNA polymerase II cis-regulatory region sequence-specific DNA binding. Gene Ontology annotation, cellular component: nucleus. The transcript is spliced from 5 exons. Gene Ontology annotation, biological process: regulation of transcription by RNA polymerase II. NCBI's taxonomy places the organism in Eukaryota, Metazoa, Arthropoda, Insecta, Hymenoptera, Apidae.